GCUGUGUAUAUGUAUGUUUAUCAGGGUAUAGAUGCCUCUGAUCAUGUUGUGGGCAAGUGACAAUCUGUCUUUUUGGUAAAAAAAUGAGAAUGAAUUGUCUCCCUUUAUCUUUGGGAAGUCUAAAUUCGUCGAGGUCUGGGAUUUGUAGAGUUGCAAAUCUGCUAUGAUCAUAUGCGAUACGGAGAAAUUUCUGGGAAUUUUUUAGUUUCCUUAAUGUUGAUUACCGUGUUAUGUAACUCUGCAGACUCUAUAUGAUUUAUUGAGAGAUUGAUGGGUAUUAACUUGUUGUUUUGCUAGUUGGGAAUUCUGUGCUCUAUCUGUUUGUUUCCCCUUCUGACUUCAUCUCUGUAACUUUGAUGACAGAAACAAAGGUGAGUUUUGGGGGGCUGGAAUUUGAAAAACGAAAAAACAAGAAAGAGGUAUUUCGUAUUGGAAGUUAUAUAAAUAUAUAUUUAUAUAUAUAUAUAUAUAUAUAUGGAAGAGUAAAUGAUUGGGGCAGAGGGAUUUAGGACUGAGGACUUGGGAUUGUGCUUUGAGGAGCUAAUGGUGUUUGCUGGUAGUGGUGGUGAUAUUGGGGUAGCUAAGAUGUUAGGCGGUGGGGCGAUCGCCGAGUGGAAGGACAUUCCCAUGGAGCUCUUGCUGCGAAUCGUCUCGCUUGUCGAUGAUCAAACCGUCAUUGUUGCCGCAGGAGUCUGCAGUGGGUGGAGAGAUGCCAUUUGCUGGGGACUUACCCACCUCUCCCUCUCAUGGUGCAAGAACAAUAUGAACAACUUGGUUCUAUCUCUUGCUCCUAAGUUCACAAAACUGCAGACUCUGAUUCUGCGGCAGGAUUUUUCGCAGCUUAAAGAUGAUGCUGUUGAGGCUAUUGCGAAUUACUGUCAUGACCUGCAGGAUUUGGACCUUAGCAAGAGCUUCAAGGUUACUGAUCGCUCUCUGUUUGCUCUGGCUCGUGGUUGUCCAAAUCUUAUAAAACUCAACAUUAGCGGGUGUUCUUCCUUCAGUGAUACGUCUAUCUCGUAUUUGGCUGGAUUUUGCCGAAAAUUAAAAUACUUAAAUCUUUGUGGAUGUUCUAGAGCUGCAUCUGACAAGGCACUGAAGGUUAUCGGAUACAACUGCAGUCAGUUGCAGUCCUUGAACCUGGGAUGGUGCGAGUAUGUCAGUGAUGCAGGAGUAAUGAGUUUGGCAUAUGGAUGCCCAGAUCUGCGAGCCCUUGACCUUUGUUGCUGUAGUCUAAUAACAGAUGAAAGUGUUAUUGCUUUGGCAAACAAUUGCCCUCAUCUGAGGUCCCUCGACCUGUACUACUGCCGAAACAUCACGGAUAGAGCUAUGUAUUCACUGGCUCAAAGCCGAGUACGGAACAAGCACCCAGAAAUGUGGGAGUCCGUGGAAAACAGGUAUCAAGAGAAGGAAGGGCUUGUGAACCUCAACAUCAGCCAGUGCACGGCCCUCACCCCUCCGGCUGUCCAGGCCGUGUGCGACUCCUUCCCUGCGCUUCAUACCUGCCCGGGAAGACAUUCUCUCAUCAUAAGCGGCUGCCUGAACUUAACCUCGGUGCAUUGUGCCUGCUCUGUACAAGGGCUCCGCGCAGCCAGCAUGCUGCCUCACCCUGCUGUCUGAGUGAAGAAACGUGGGUAAAAAUCUUGCAAGUUUGUUCCUCCUGUACAUGUUGCAUUUGGAUUUGGCUGCUCUGCUUUGUGGGCUGAACUGACAAUCAAUACCUGUGAAGUUUGUUUAUAUGUGGGUUCCUUCCUGCGGGUGCUGGGGUUUGUAUCUUGUAGAUGGUGGUGUAAUGGCUGGCUGGUUAUGGCUUUUGUUAACUGAAUUUUCGAUAUGGCUCAAGGUGGUUGUGUUUGGAAAGUUACAUAUGUUUCGAAGGGAAGGAGGACAAGAAAGUAAAUAAAUAAAUAAAUAGACUGUUGGGUAUGCCGAAAAUGUAAUUAAACAUAUGGAGAGUGAGGCAGUAGAGAUGUGUGAAGUUUGAAGGUGAAAUGAAGACCUUAUAUCUAAGGAUGGGGGGUUGGUUGGAAAAGGGGCUACGGCUACCUUUAUUUUGUUUAGAGGUUUAUAAGGUCAAUUGAAUUGGUUUUUAAAUUCAUUUAGGCUUA
Diospyros lotus (date-plum) is the source of this 2105-nucleotide messenger RNA. Its product is annotated as F-box protein SKP2A-like. Gene Ontology annotation, biological process: SCF-dependent proteasomal ubiquitin-dependent protein catabolic process. Lineage: Eukaryota; Viridiplantae; Streptophyta; Magnoliopsida; Ericales; Ebenaceae. Gene Ontology annotation, cellular component: SCF ubiquitin ligase complex. The record is from RefSeq and is a predicted model, not a curated record. The coding region runs from base 487 to 1617 and encodes 376 amino acids. The transcript is spliced from 4 exons. Gene Ontology annotation, molecular function: protein binding.